Messenger RNA from Trichophyton benhamiae CBS 112371, 2175 nucleotides. RefSeq lists its product as uncharacterized. The coding region runs from base 1 to 2175 and encodes 724 amino acids. Gene Ontology annotation, biological process: intra-Golgi vesicle-mediated transport. Gene Ontology annotation, cellular component: COG complex. NCBI's taxonomy places the organism in Eukaryota, Fungi, Ascomycota, Eurotiomycetes, Onygenales, Arthrodermataceae. The transcript is spliced from 2 exons. The record is from RefSeq and is a predicted model, not a curated record.
AUGGCUGCUCUUCGUUCGGGCGGAGCCGGCUCAUCUCCAAAUGGGAUGUCCUCGCCACCUCCUGCCGGUGCGAAUGUAGCUCCGCGACAGGCGGCACUGGCCAAUCGACUCAACUCCGCUCUAGCUGCAUCCUAUGCGGACUCGGAAUUCAGAGAUGCGCUGGAGACAUUGGACAGUAGGGGGAUCCAAAAUACCGCGGAGACCAGGAGAACCCUUCGACUUGACGUCCAGAAGGAAGUUAUUGAUUCCAAUGGCAAGAUAAUACAGGAUUUCGGCAGGGUUGCUGAGCAACUCUCUCGAAUCGGCGAUGUAAUAGCCAACCUCAAUACGAUAUGUCAGGAUAUGCGGGAGCGGUUGUCAGUGGCUCACAAGGAGACUGGACCGGUGCUUGAAGAAGCGUCUACCUUAACGGCUAAGAAAGAAGAAGCGGAGACGAAACAGGCCCUACUUAAUGCCUUCAACAAACACUUCAUCCUUCCCGAGGAAGACGUGCAAGUUUUGACCUCCCUGUCAGAGCCCGUGGAUGACAGAUUUUUCAGCAUCCUCGGCCGGACAAAGCAAAUACACAAGGAUUGCGAGGUGCUGCUGGGCAGUGAAAACCAAAAGCUAGGGCUGGAGAUUAUGGAGCAAAGCUCCAAGAACCUCAACUCUGCGUUCCUCAAGCUAUAUAAAUGGAUUCAGAAGGAGUUCAAAUCACUGAACCUGGAAGACCCACAGAUUGGAGGAACGAUCAGAAAAGGAAUCAGAGUCCUUGCUGAGAGACCGAGUCUGUUCCAUAGCUGUCUCGACUUCUUCGCCGAGGCUCGAGAAUAUAUUCUGUCCGAUGCAUUCCAUCACGCUCUUACAAUAGCUCUGUCCGGCGAGGGGGCAGAUGCAAAUACCAAGCCAAUUGAGUUUUCUGCGCACGAUCCACUCCGGUACGUGAGCGAUAUGCUUGCGUGGGUGCAUUCCGCUACUGUCUCUGAGCGAGAAGCACUGGAGGCACUCUUUGUUUCGGACGCAGAUGACCUCGCCAAGGGGAUGGAGGCAGGUAUCAAGAGUGAGCCGUGGUCUCGCGGGGAAGAGGGCGAACCCGUAUUUGAUGGCCAGAAGGCGCUACGGGAGCUAAUCACCCGAGACCUAAGCGGCGUUGCUCGUUCGCUGCAGCAAAGAGUUGAACUAGUUGUUCAGGGCCACGAUGAUAUAGUUACUAUAUACAAGGUGGCUAAUCUACUUGCGUUCUAUGAAACGACAUUCAGCAAGCUUGUAGGGGCCGAUUCGGCGCUAGUUGAUACGCUUUCGUCGCUGGAGCGCUUCGCAAUGGAGCACUUUGAAAGCCUGGUUCGGGAUCGGGUGAAGGCUGCUUCGAAUGAUUCCGCUGGCUUACUACCGCCAGACGACCUGAGCCCACCGGAGUACUUUACUGAAUGCAUCGAGAGUCUCGAACAGUUGAUGAAAGCGUACGACUCGUCCUUCAGCCAUGCGGUUCUUAACAAGUCGUUUGGUGAAGGGGAGGAAGGAAACGAGUUCACGCCUAUCCUUCGCUCAACGCUUGAUCCGAUGCUGGACCUAACUAGGAAAUCCACCAAUCUACUCAAGGACAGCUUUUCUCGAACAAUAUUUGAGACUAACUGUAUUCUUGCUGCGCGUACAGCGGUGUCGGCGUAUGAAUUUGCAUCCUCGACUCAUCUGGGCAGCUUAUCAAAUACCCUCGCCAAUCUACGGGCCGAGCUGCAUAAGUUCCAGCACGAUUUCUUACUGGAGAAGUCAGGAUUGGAUACCCUACUUCGUGCUCUUGAGGGAUAUAACGCCCGUAGCGAGUCGGACAACAACAGCAGCAAGAACAAACUAGAAACCGUUGCCAAAUUGCCUGAGUUCCAGCCGGCUGCAUUAUCGGCUGUGAGCCAGCAGCUAGAUGACUUCCUACCUGCAGCGCUAGUUGAUGCAACUGACAACCUCAAACGGGUGAACAGUGCUGGACUGGUGAAAGGGGUAACGGAGGAGGCAGUGGAGGCGUUUGCGAGCGACUUUGAGUUUAUCGAGGGGAUGAUUGUUGGUGCUGAUGAGGCGAAGGCAAGCGUUGGAGAUACAGAUAAAGAUGCUGGUGAAGAAAGGGAUGAAGAGGAGGAACAGGAGUGGAGUUUGAGAGCACUGUUCCCGCGUACAACGGGAGAGAUUAGAGUCCUUUUGAGUUAA